AAAAAAAAGAAAAAGAAAAAACAGUACAGUCACCUAGAUGAUUUAGAGGUUUGUUAUGAUAAAAAUAUCACUUUCAAGGUUUAAAGUGAUAGAAAAAAACGUUCAGUGUUUAAAGUGCGAGAAUAUGGCACUCUCGAGGUCUAAAAAUAUGAUUUUCCCUAUUAUAAUCCAUCAAUGAGCCAAAGAUUUGUAUAAUCCCAUGCAUGAUCUAUUUGCAACUGCUCAAGUAACUAUCCCCUAGACACGAAGAUCACUCACUUCAUUAUUUACUCGUAAAAUCGCCUGGAAGGCUGGAACUUUAGCUAGACCACACCUGACUUGUGCUUCUGGUCUCUAAACAAUUAACUUCAAAACGGUACUAUCAUCCCUAACGUUAUCUAGUAUGGUUAGACCAAUUCAAGGAGAGCAUAGAAAAAAAAAACUUUUUGUUGAAAAAUAAAUAAAAUAUGGGGGAUAAAAUUAGAGAGCUCUUCGGUUAGACAAUUAGGUGAAAUAAACCCUAAAUUAAGACAAACGUAGCGCACAAGACAAAACAAAACCUCUCUGUCUCUUGUCGGAAUCCAAAAAUAAGCGAGAGAGCAAAACGAAAAAAAAAAAACAGAGCUUCUCAAUCUGUCAAGAUGAACCAGAACUACAGAAAGAUUGAGAUUGACGUUACUAAAACUUCUUCUCCCGUUUUCUCUUAUCUCGAGAAACUGUCUAUCUACCCUUUCCACCCGCCGUUGCCGAGAGAGCCGGCGGAGUUGGAGUAGCAGGAGAGAAGAAGUGAUAACAGAGGAUUUUGAAACCAAUUCCAUCGAUGUUAUUCUCCAUUGUUGUAACCAGAAGCUGCGCAACUGCAUAUGAAAACACCCCUUUUUGUGCGCGUUUUAUGAUCACGCGCCGCCUUGUCGGUGAUGCAACUUUAUGUUUCGACCGCUCAUUUCCUCACGUGGGUUUCAUUCCUUGUACUAUUAACGACGGUGGCUUCGAAACCUCUCCUCUUCUGCCAACGUCAACACCAGCAAGUUGCAAACCCUAGACGCCACGUGGAUUUCCUCCGAGCAAUGUCUUCCGUCAACGACCACAUAACCAAACACAAGCUCUACGUCGAGUCUUCCUUCACCGACGUAUCUCCACCGAUCUACGUGUUCCUACAAUGCCGCCAAGACCUCUCCGUCUCCCACUGUCGCCGUUGUUUCAACGAUAGCAAACUAAAGCUCGAGGAGACAUGUUCGAGUUCCAACUCCGGUCGAGUCCACGGUGACAACUGCUUCUUACGUUUCGAUAACAGAGACUUCUCGGAGGAGUUCGUCGAUCCAAGAUUCGACCGAACCAAGUGCAAGAGAACAGGACCAGUUGUUGAUAAAUUCUGGAUAGAUCUUGAUGAGGCUUUUGUGAAUGCGACACUUAGAGCUGUUAAAAAAGGAGGCUUUGGCGCAGCUUCGGUGAGUCCAGCUGGUGGGAGCCCCGGGGUUUACGCUUUGGCUCAGUGUUGGCAAAGACUUGAUGGUAACUCGUGUAGAGAUUGUUUGGUUAAUGCUAGGUCGAGCUUGAGAGCUUGUGAAAGUAGUGAAGCUAGAGCUUUCUUUACAGGAUGCUACUUGAAGUAUUCUACACGCAAGUUUUUUGACGAUGCUGCUGUACUUAAACUUGACGAUGGUAUGUAACGUUAUUAUGAAUGUUGUUGAGAUCAUUACAGUUUUGGUUACUCAUUAGACUUUGUGUUUUUUCUUUCUUGUCCAGAUGAGGGAAGCUUUAGAAAUUCAUCGUACUUACCAGAUUUGAGUGAUCAAGAUGUUAUGAAACUAGCAGUUGCUGCGUUUUCGUUGUCGAUUCUUACUUCUCUUGGUGCCUUCAUCAGUUACAAACGGUUUUCAAGGGAGAGAAAAGGUACUUGAGCUAAUGUAUGAGGUUUUUUUUUUUUUUUUUUUGAUUAACCUGGGGAUAUCUCCGACCUAUAAGGUUUCUUGUUUCGUGAAAAUGUUUCUGAUUUGUGAUAUUUCUUUUGGUCUAGCUCAAAUACCAUCGUGUUCUAACUUCAAAUAUGAGGUGCUUGAGAAGGCGACGGAGUCUUUCCACGACUCGGUGAAACUAGGACAAGGAGGAGCAGGUUCUGUAUACAAAGGGAUUCUUCCUGAUGGCAGAGUCGUUGCGGUUAAGAAGCUAUUCUUCAACACUCGUGAAUGGGCGGAUCAGUUCUUCAACGAAGUGAAUCUGAUCAGUGGAGUUCAACACAAGAAUCUUGUGAGACUACUUGGUUGCAGCAUAGAAGGUCCAAAGAGUCUUCUUGUCUAUGAAUAUGUUCAAAAUAGAAGCCUCGACCAAAUCCUCUUCAGUAAGUUGCAAAGAUCUUUCACAAACAAACAAUCAAUCAUGUGAAUUAACUUCGUUUUAAUAUUGCAGUGAAGAACACAGUCCACAUAUUGAGCUGGAAGCAACGGUUUAACAUCAUUACAGGAAUAUCAGAAGGUUUAGAAUACCUACACAGAGGAUCUGAAGUGAAAAUCAUCCAUAGAGACAUCAAAACCAGCAACAUUCUCCUUGAUCAAAACCUGAGUCCCAAGAUAGCUGACUUUGGACUCGCACGUUCAUUAGGCACUGACAAAA
This is a messenger RNA of Brassica napus (rape), 2589 nucleotides long. RefSeq names its product cysteine-rich receptor-like protein kinase 1. The record is from RefSeq and is a predicted model, not a curated record. Gene Ontology annotation, cellular component: plasmodesma. The coding region runs from base 897 to 1649 and encodes 250 amino acids. NCBI's taxonomy places the organism in Eukaryota, Viridiplantae, Streptophyta, Magnoliopsida, Brassicales, Brassicaceae. The transcript has a single exon.